AUGAAGGUGCUGAUUGUACUCGGUGUUGCUUUCUUGCCCCUUCUACUGACCCCCGCCCAAGGUGGGUCGGUGAAGGAGGACUGGAACUAUGUGUCAGUGAGGAAAAACGCCAACAUGUUCUGGUGGCUCUACUACGCUGAUCACCCCACAAAGAACUACACCCAGGUGCCGCUGGUCAUGUGGCUGCAGGGUGGCCCUGGAGCCUCUGGUUGUGGAUUUGGUAAUUUUGGAGAGAUUGGACCCCUCGAUACCAAUCUGAACCCACGAAACAGCAGCUGGGUGCAGGUUGCCAGUCUGCUGUUUGUGGACAAUCCUGUGGGCACUGGAUACAGCUACACGACGGAUGGCGGAGCGUUUGCCAAGGACGUGGACGCCGUCUCUGGGGACAUGCUGGUCCUUCUGAAAGAAUUAUUUCUCUCCAAGCCGGAAUUCCAGACCAUCCCCUUCUACAUCUUCUCAGAGUCCUACGGAGGCAAGAUGGCGGCAGCGAUCUCCCUGGCACUACACAAGGCCGUCCUGGUGGGCGACAUUAAGUGUAAUUUCGGAGGAGUGGCUCUUGGAGACUCCUGGAUCUCCCCCAUUGAUUCGGUGGUAAGCUGGGGGCCGUAUCUCUACAGUAUUUCUCUGCUGGAUGAGAAUGGUCUGAAAGCGGUUCAGAAAGCGGCAGACUCGGUCCAGGAUGCCCUCAAUAAAGAACAGUAUGAAAAGGCGACAGAACUUUGGUCCAUGGCGGAAGAUGUCAUAGAAGAGAAUACAGACGGAGUGAACUUCUACAAUAUUCUGACCAAAGAUUCUCUGAUGUCAGGAAAUCAUGUGAAGAGCAACCUGAAGUUCCAUAAUCCAGCUCUUGGGAGUCUCUACCGGCGGCAUAUCCUGCCUCUGCAGACGGAUGGCCUGUCUGAACUGAUGAAUGGACCAAUCAGAGCCAAGCUGAAAAUCAUUCCAGAUUCUGUCACAUGGGGAGGCCAGUCCGCAGAGGUCUUCACCAGCAUGGCGGGAGAUUUUAUGAGGCCAGUGGUGAGCGUUGUGGAUGAGCUCCUGUGUGCGGGGAUCAAUGUCACCGUGUAUAAUGGACAGCUGGACCUCAUAGUGGACACUGUUGGUCAGGAGGGGUGGGUCAAGCAGCUAAAGUGGAAGAAGCUGGACCAGUUCAAGAGCCUGCGCUGGACACCACUGCACCUGCAGUCCACAGAAACGGCGGCUUUCUACAAAACCUGGGAGAACUUCGGCUUCUACUGGAUUUUAAAAGCAGGACACAUGGUGCCGUCUGACCAGCCAGAAACAUCGCUGAAAGUGCUGCGCAUGAUCACAAAGCAGGAGAAGUAACCGCACGAGGAGCCAGCAGGAUCCUGGC
Molecule: messenger RNA, 1354 nt
Organism: Nanorana parkeri
Lineage: Eukaryota; Metazoa; Chordata; Amphibia; Anura; Dicroglossidae
Gene: SCPEP1
Product: serine carboxypeptidase 1
Exons: 13
Coding region: 1-1326 (441 amino acids)
Biological process (GO): proteolysis
Molecular function (GO): serine-type carboxypeptidase activity
Source: RefSeq, a predicted model, not a curated record